CGUGCCCAUCAAGGGAAAACUGUCAACAUUGCCUCGAGGUCGGCGCCAGGUGCGCGCAGGCGCGUUUCCGUACUGGUCAGCGCCGGGUGCGCGCUCCCCGCUUCGGCUGGUCUGCGCGCGUGCACGCGCCCCGUUCGCGACGCGACCGAGGUGACGGGCACCAGCCGCCGAGGCACUGCCUUGAUGGCGGCCUAGAGUCUCCCUCCUACCGCCCCCCCCAACCCCUCCCCUCCGGCUCCGACAGCACAGGCCCGGCGCAGCCCCGCCGUUGGAUUGCAUCGGAAGCAAUCUGCAAGUUUGAAGAUUUGAUGAAGCUUCUUCCUUGGGGACUAUUAGACUCUGUUGGCAGUAACAUUGAGAGUACUAUAAAUGUUUACCACUGUGACAUGGCUUUAAUGUCAUCAUUGUAAUGGUGUUGAGCUGAAGAUGGUAUACACUGGUUAAAAGACUCCCUCCACUUCUAUGGCCUUAAGAGAAUCUUAUCAGCAGGUCAAAAGAGGAUGCAUGUCACCUUUAGCUUUCUUUAGAAAGGAGGCAGUUCAGAUAAAAUAACUCACUGGUUUAUUGGGCAGAAUGUAACGAAACGCCAUCCACACAAAACAUCCAGUGAUGCUCUGGUUUUUGAGAGACAUUGAUACCUUGAAGUAAAAGCUUUAUUGAAGGAUGGAUCCAUCCAAAGUUACCAUGGAAUCGAAGGAUGCUGCAUCAAAUCUCUUGAGCGCACUGCAUACUUUUUACCAGUUUGGCCAUCUGUGUGAUGUAACUGUCCAUACAGAACACCUUGGAGUUCAAGAAGAGUUUGCUGUUCACAGAGCAGUGUUGGCUGCCUCAAGCAAUUACUUUCGAGAAAUAUUCCUAAGGGAUGAGCUAUCUGUGAAAAAGGAAGCGACAGUCACCUUGCAGGAUAUUUACACUGAGGAUUUUACCUCCUUUUUGGAGUUUGUAUACACAACAAAAAUGGAGAUUGAACCACAGAAUGUAUAUCGAAUGCAGGAGGUUGCUGAAAGAUUGGAAUGUAAGGAUCUUGUGGAAGCCUGUGAGCACUUGAAGGUGAAGCUUUUGGCACAAAGUGCAGAUGUGAAGGAACAAGUUUGCAAAGAGCACCAACUUGCUGGUAAACUUGAAAUUGAUUGGAAUAAGGCACAUCCACAAGAUCUGGAUGGCCAGGAUACAGAGAGUUCAUCCAAGAUUGUUGCUGCACCAAUGAGAAACAGACUGUGGGACAAAGUACCAAAAAAGAAAACACUUGAAAAUAACCAGUCACAAUUGGAUGACUGCAUACAACAGGGAAGUAUAAAAGAUGUCACUGGGUCAAUCAAUGUCAUUGAUCCAAGCACAAGAAUAGGUAAAUCAACAACAUAUGCCACAGAAAAUGUGAACAUGAAGAAUGUUAAUGUUGUUGAUGAGUUUACUGAAAAAGAUAAUUGCAAAAUUAAUCCAAUAAUCCAGGCUGAUUCCCCAGAAACUAGAAUUGUGAUCAAGAAACUCCACUGUCUGGAAGAUGAAGAUGGAACACAGGAUGAACCUGAAAGUUCAGAUUGUUAUGGAUUGAAAAAAGUAACUCGGAGCGCUUCAAAACGCAUGGCUCAGAAUUACACAUGUGACAAAUGUCACCAGACUUUUCAGUUUUUGAAACCAUAUCAAGCUCAUAUGAGCUCUGAGCAUGGCAUUACCAUUGUGGUAAAGUACAGCUGCAGUAUGUGUUCUCAGCUCUUUUCCAAUUAUCAGAACCUAAGGCAGCAUAGACUGACUGUUCAUAACAAUGAGCGUCCCUUUGCAUGUUCAUUGUGUGACAAGCGAUUUAAACGCCAAAAGGACAUCAAUGACCAUAUUAGGAGAGUGCACGAGAAGAAAAGGACUCCUCAGACAUGUCCGUUUUGUGACAAAGUUAUUAGUUCAAAAUGUGGCUUGACUGUUCACAUCAGAACGCAUACAGGAGAGAAGCCUUAUAAAUGCCAGUAUUGCCCUGCCAGUUUCGCUCAGCGAUCUGCUUACAACACUCACGUAAGAAAGAUACACGAAUCUGGUCAAGAGAAGAAACCACCAUUUAUGUACUGGAAAGUAGUGCCACAGGCAGAUAAGCCAGAUGAAAUUGCUGGUAUUGUCAUGGAUGUCAGUAGUAACAGAGACAAAUGGGAUAGAUCAGAAGAUAAUGACUUGGUCAUGAACAUUAGCAAUAAAAGAGAAACAUGUGAUGAAGAGCAACAGAGUACAUCUAAUAGAGAAAUUACAGAGUGUAAUGAUAUAAAUGAAACUGAAGAAGAGAAAGGCAAAGAUACAAAGUGCACAAAUACACAAAUUAGUCUACUAAAUAACAAAAGAUGUCAGGUUAAGAAUGAAGAUAGUGGAGAUGAUGAAACCGAAGACUUUGAAAAUGAUGAUGAAGAAAAUGAUGCCGAAGGAGAGUGUGGAGUAGAGGGCAAUGAAGAAAAUAGCACAGAGUAUGAGGAUGAUAAUGAUAAAGAUGUAGACUACUCAAAUGAACAUGAUCCUGAACCAAAUGAUUCUGACGAGGACUUUGAAACAAAGAAAGGCAGUAAAAGAGGAAGAUCACAAAAAUCAAAUCACAUUAUUAAAUGUGAUAAAUGUGAUGAUGAAUUUGAAUCCAGGAAAGAAUAUGUGAUUCACUGCAAAGAUGUUCAUCAAUCACUACCAGGAAAAGUGUAUCACUGUGAGAUUUGUGGCAAGGCUUUUGCAACCUACAACAGUUGGAAAGAGCACUGUGCUUGUGUUCACAGUGAUGAAAGACACUUUGCUUGCACUCUAUGCAAUGCGACUUUUAAGAGGAAAAGAGAUGUGCGGACUCACUAUGCUCGGAAGCAUGAAGGGCGUAUAAAACGUCCGUUAUGCUCUGUUUGUGGGAAGAUUCUGAGUUCACGAACAGCACUGGUAUUCCACAUGCGGACACACACAGGAGAGAAGCCUUAUGAGUGCUCCAUAUGCCAUUCUCGAUUUGCCCAACCAUCACAGCUCAAAAUUCACACAAGGUCACACACUGGAGAGAAACCCUAUAUUUGUGAGGAUUGCGGAGCCUGUUUCACUGAUAAGGCUAAAUUAAAUGGCCAUAAGAGAACACAUACAGGGGAGCGCCUUUAUGGCUGUGAUGUUUGCGGGAAGCAUUUUGCCACCAAUGAGUACUUGAAAUGUCACAAGCGAUGUCAUAUGGGUGCAAAACCUUACAAAUGUGAUGCAUGUGGGAAAACCUUUGGUCUGAGAGCCUCCUUGGCCCAACACAGCAAUAUACAUGCAGAAACGCGUCCAUAUUUUUGUGAACAAUGUGGAAAAGCUUUUACCCAACAGGGAGCACUUCGGCGUCACCAACGAAUUCACACAGGAGAGAAGCCUUACAAAUGCAAGGCUUGUGAGCGGACUUUCACAGAUAUGUCCACACUAAGAAGACAUGUGUCUGUCCAUGACCGAAAUGCCCACUGGCGGUCCUACUUGAUUGAUCUUACCUCAAAGAAAGAUCAUAAUUGGUCAAAAAUUGAAACAUUAGCAGACGUGUGCCUCUCAGAUGACCCUGUACCUGUUAGCUGGAUGAGCAAACGAAAUGAACAGCCAGUGGAGGGCAUGCCACCAGGUCACUGACUGAUGUUACAUAAAGGCAUGAAAACAGCGCACAAUAUAUGUACUGUCUUUAAAUUUAUGAUGAAAAAUAGGGUAUAUUUUUAUUUCUAAUUAACUGUUUCUUUAAAAGCUAGUAAUACUUUAACUAUAUACAGCUCUGAUAUACCAUUCAGUUAGUUAAAUUUACAAUAAUAAGCCACAUUUUAAGUUUUAGAUCCAUUAUUGUCAUCAGGCACAAUUUCUGUAGUUUGUCCAAACCUGACAUAUCUAAUUAUAUUUGGUACAAGUAAGCUAAAAUCAAUAACCAAUUUAAUACUACUAUUAUAACCUUUAAUUUUUUUUUCUAUCUUGCUUUUGGAGAUCAGGGUAUUAUCAUCCAGUAUUUAUAAGAAUUAAGUGCAUUCAUCAAAAUUUUCCAUAUAUGUACACAGCUCACCAGCAUGCUGUAGCUGAACUUUCUUAAGUUUGCUAAAUUGGUGUAAGCAGGAGCAUACUGCAGCUUAAAUUUCCAUUAAUCAAUUCAGUUGUACAUUUCUAAAAUGUAUCUGCAUUUGGAAUUAACCUCACCUGACAUGUACCUUAAUUUGUUUAGUAAUGCUAACAGGGUAUAAUUGGGGUAACCUGAUUUCUAGGGAGCUACCAUUUGCAUCUGCUUAUUUUAAACUAUGUUAGAAUAUUUAAAUUAAUAUAACAUUUAACUCCUCAAAAGAUUAAUAGUUCAAUACUUAAAGUUUAAAAGAAUUUGGUUAAUGAUAUAAGUGCUUUUGGACAUUUUGGUAUUGACUUCCUUUGUUUGUGCUCUUUACAAUCAGUGCAAUAUCAUGAAAGCAAGGUUUGUAAGCAAAUCAGCAACAGUGUUAUUUAAUCAAAAUAUUCUUUCAUUUCACAAGAUGUCUUGGUAGCUUCUGCUAUUGAUUACUGUCCUUAACAUUGAGACAGAUGCCUGAAAAUACAAUUUUUUUUCCUACACUGAGCACACACAAUGACAUUAUACUAGUUGGAACACAACACAGCUGAUCCUCAUGUGACCAGCUGUAAUGAGAGUAUAUGUUAGUAGCAUAUUUCCUCAGCAUUUAGUGGGACUAAGAUGUUUUAUCUGCCAAUAAUAUCAUGUGGUCACAUUGUAAUAUCAUUUGUUAAAUGUUACAACUAUAUAAUGCCACAUAACUGAGCUUCUGUGAAUUGUGCACCAUUUACUUGUAUGGUUAUAUUGAAUAAACAUCUGUGGUACAAGAUUUUUUUUUACUAUUACGAGACAUCCACUGAAGUUUAAAGAAAGGUAUUAAUCCUAGUCUGCUAAAUAUACUAGUCAAGGUAUAUUUAAAGUUUUUGAAGUUGAAUUGAUAGAGAUGUGUCAUUAAAAAAUUAGUGCAAUAAUUGCAAAACAUAUCAUUGAUCUAUUGCAUUUAGCAGUAUGAAAUCAAGAAGCA
Pristis pectinata (smalltooth sawfish) is the source of this 4997-nucleotide messenger RNA. Its product is annotated as GDNF-inducible zinc finger protein 1-like. Gene Ontology annotation, cellular component: nucleus. Gene Ontology annotation, molecular function: RNA polymerase II cis-regulatory region sequence-specific DNA binding; protein binding; DNA-binding transcription factor activity, RNA polymerase II-specific. The coding region runs from base 664 to 3588 and encodes 974 amino acids. The transcript is spliced from 10 exons. NCBI's taxonomy places the organism in Eukaryota, Metazoa, Chordata, Chondrichthyes, Rhinopristiformes, Pristidae. The record is from RefSeq and is a predicted model, not a curated record. Gene Ontology annotation, biological process: regulation of transcription by RNA polymerase II; central nervous system development.